UGGUUGUAUCUCUCCACUGCAGCCUCACGUCUCCACGCAUGCGCGGUGACGUCACAGACCGGCUGAACUCACGGAAGCGGCUGUCAGCUCUCUGCAGUCUGACCUCUGCCCUCUGACCUCUGACCCAAUGACCCUGCUCUUCGUGUACGGCACCCUGAAGCGGGGCCAGCCGAACCACCACCGGCUGCUGGACCCGGCCCACGGCUCGGCGGUCUUUGUGGCGCCGGCGCUGACAGUUCAGCGCUUCCCCCUGAUCAUCGCCACCGAGUACAACAUCCCCUUCCUGCUCAACCUGCCGGGCGACGGGAACCGGAUCCACGGCGAGCUCUACCGCAUCGACGCCUCCAUGCUGGAAUUCCUGGACGACUUUGAGGGCGUCCCCGCCCGCUACCAACGCCACCCGGUGGAGCUGGAGGUCACGGGGGCGGGGUCAGAGGGGUUAAAGGUCGGCGGCAGGAUGGAGGCCUUCAUCUACACCACCACCACCUUCAAACCCGAGUGGCCGGCACUGCAGCGCUUCGAGUCCUACGACGCGGACGGGGACCACGGCUUGAAGUACUGCUACCCGGAGGACCGGCACUGAUGGAGUGGGCGGGGCUUAGGGCGGAUGAUGUAAUGUUUAAAGAAAGAUGCUAACAGUCUUAGAUUAUGAUGAUUAUGCUGCUAGCUUGAUUUAUGCUAAUGAGCUUGUAAAGGGACGUACAGUUCCUAGACCACUCCACACCCUCACCUGACACUCCGUAGUCAUGACAACGGCUCUGGUAGUUAGAGAUGUCUCCUCUAGACCUCUCUGGUUGUCAUGGCAACGUCUCCUGUAGACCUCUCUGAUUGUCAUGGCAACGUCUCCUCUGGACAUCUCUGAUUGUCAAGGGAACGUCUCCUCUAGACCUCUCUGAUUGUCAUGGCAACGUCUCCUCUAGACCUCUCUGGUUGUCAUGGCAACAUCUCCUCUAGACGUCUCUGAUUGUCAUGGCAACAUCUCCUCUGGACAUCUCUGGUAGUCAUGGGAACGUCUCCUCUAGACCUCUCUGGUUGUCAUGGCAACGUCUCCUCGAGACCUCUCUGGUUGUCAUGGCAACAUCUCC
Salarias fasciatus (jewelled blenny) is the source of this 1085-nucleotide messenger RNA. Its product is annotated as gamma-glutamylaminecyclotransferase B. Gene Ontology annotation, cellular component: cytosol. The transcript has 2 exons. Gene Ontology annotation, molecular function: gamma-glutamylaminecyclotransferase activity. NCBI's taxonomy places the organism in Eukaryota, Metazoa, Chordata, Actinopteri, Blenniiformes, Blenniidae. The record is from RefSeq and is a predicted model, not a curated record. The coding region runs from base 128 to 583 and encodes 151 amino acids.